Theobroma umbraticum is the source of this 1022-nucleotide messenger RNA. The record is from RefSeq and is a predicted model, not a curated record. Lineage: Eukaryota; Viridiplantae; Streptophyta; Magnoliopsida; Malvales; Malvaceae.
ACCCAACCCUCUGCCAUGCCUCUACACAUCAACCAUUGGGAAUCUUUCUUAAAAGGAAAAUGUUUUAAUAUGUUGAAUGAUGACGAAAAGGCAGUUGAACAUUCAAUUUUUCUGAGAUUCAGGAUAAAAAACCAAUAAGGGUCGGCUUACAGUAUUUAAAUUAAUGCAAUCGACACCCUAUAAGAUAGCUUGUAGUUUUUGGAGAACAUAUCCAUUUUUGGUCCACGCAGCUCUUUGAUCGAAGCAGAAGUUAGAGGAAAAAUAUGGGUUUGAUGUACGCCUGGUCCUCAUGGAGCUUUCUUGUACUUGUUUUUGUAGCUGAAUUUGCUUUGCAUGGCUUCAGCUAUGGAGAAAAAGCUCCUAAUUACAGCUUUAUCCAAGAAGCAACCUCUGCUCCAAUAGUCUCAUUCUACGAUUACAUAGUCAUUGGUGGAGGAACUGCUGGCUGUCCAUUGGCUGCAACCCUGUCUCGAAAUGCAAAUGUUCUAGUCUUGGAAAGAGGGGGGUCUCCGUAUGUCAACACGACCAAAAUAAGGAAAGAAAACUUUAUGUCUACUCUUACAGACAGAUCUCCCGAUUCAUACUCUGAAGCAUUCAUCUCCGAGGAUGGAGUUGCUAACAACCGACCACGCGUGCUUGGUGGCGGAACAGUGAUUAACGCAGGCUUUUACUCGCAUGCGGAAACAUCCUUCUUAAAGCAAAAUGGAAUGGAUGAAGCAUUAGCCAACGAUUCUUAUGAGUGGGUUGAAAGGAAGUUGGUACACAAGCCAGUUGCGUUGCAGUGGCAAUCUGCAGUGCGAGAUGGGUUGCUUGAAGCUGGGGUUGUGCCAUAUAAUGGGUUUACGUAUGAUCACAUUAAUGGGACUAAAACUGGUGGAAGUAUUUUGGAUGGAAAUGGAAAUAGACAUACUGCAGCUGAUUUGCUUGAGUAUGCUGAUCCAGGGAGGAUUAAGGUUUACUUGCAUGCNGUUGUGCAUAAUAUCGUCUUUACAACAAAAGGUAAUUAAUUAAUGCAUUUUUUU